Alosa sapidissima (American shad) is the source of this 4416-nucleotide messenger RNA. It is a transcript of the gene rgmb, whose product is annotated as repulsive guidance molecule BMP co-receptor b. Gene Ontology annotation, cellular component: plasma membrane. Gene Ontology annotation, molecular function: coreceptor activity. NCBI's taxonomy places the organism in Eukaryota, Metazoa, Chordata, Actinopteri, Clupeiformes, Clupeidae. Gene Ontology annotation, biological process: BMP signaling pathway. The coding region runs from base 434 to 1870 and encodes 478 amino acids. The record is from RefSeq and is a predicted model, not a curated record. The transcript is spliced from 3 exons.
GAAAAGACGGGGGUAGAUUUCCUAACUGUGGUAGAGAAAUGUGAUGUGCAGCAUACGUGUUUGUGGAAGAAGAUUGCAACGUUCCGGUUGAUACAAGCAUUGAAAUUACUUGCUGUUGAGCGGACUAGUCCACACGGAUAGCAAAGCAACCUCGAGUUUUCAAAGAUUAUUUUCAAGUGUGUUUUCGAUAAUUCCUUUCGAUCGGAUAAAUAUAGAAGUAUUACUUUGUCUUUGUUUUGCAUUUACGCGCGGAAGACGCACAGAUCGCGAAUCUAUUACUGACGAUUUUAAUGCAAUUACGGACCACAGGAAGCCUGGAGUAAAGUAGAAAACAGGAGAGCAGAGGCCCGAUUUCUCAGCAUCGCCACAAAUCCACCUCUGUUUCUGCCGUGGAGUAGGCUACUUGAGUCUCUCACAACCGCGACCUGGAUGGAUGGGUAUGGGGAAAACAGGAUUUUGUUACCCCGGGGCUGAGCGCCUCAUCUACGCGUCAUCAUUUAUCCUGCUGAUCUUGCUCACUUUCUCAACCGUGGUCCAGAUAGACGGUAGCCAAGUGCACAGCACUCAUUGCCGCAUCCAGAAGUGCACCACAGACUUCGUCUCGCUCACCACCCACCUGAACACGGCGCCGGAUGCCUUUGACACAGAGUACUGCAAGGCGCUGCGGGCCUACUCGGCCUGCACGCAGCGCACGGCCAAGAGCUGCCGCGGCAACCUGGUCUUCCACUCAGCCGUGCUGGGCAUCAGCGACCGCAUGAGCCAGCGCAACUGCUCCAAGGACGGCCCCACGUCGCCCACGCAUCCCGAGACGCCCGUGGAGCCCUGCAACUACCACAGCCGCCACCUCCACCACAACCAGCAGGCCUCGUGGCUCGGCGGCGUGGGGGUGGGCACCGUGCGGCCCCCCACCUACCUAUUCUGCGGCCUGUUUGGCGACCCCCACCUGAGGACUUUCAAGGACCACUUCCAGACGUGCAAGGUGGAGGGCGCCUGGCCGCUCAUCGACAACAACUACCUGUCCGUUCAGGUGACCAACGUGCCCGUGGUGAUGGGCUCCAGUGCCACGGCUACCAAUAAGAUCACAAUCAUCUUCAAACCCUACCAGGAGUGCACUGACCCGAAGGUGUACCAGGCCGUGACGGACGACCUGCCAGCUGCCUUCGUGGAUGGCACCAUCAGUGGCGGCGAUGGUGAGACCAAGAGCCUGUGGGUGAUCGAGAAGUCCGCCGGUCACCACGUAGAGAUUCACGCUGCCUACAUCGGCGUGACGGUGAUCGUGCGUCAGCUAGGCCGCUACCUAACGCUGGCAGCGCGCGUGCCCGAGGAGAUGGCCAUGGCCUAUGACGACGAGACGCAGGACCUGCAGCUGUGCGUCAACGGCUGCCCGACGUCCGAGCGCAUUGACCGCGACGGACACCUCCCUCUACCCUUACAGCAACCUCUACUGGAGCCACAACAGCAGCAGCAGGAGGAGGCUGGGAUGAGGCAUCAACAGCAUCACCAUCACCAUAACAACCACCACAACCACCACAAUCACCACAAUCACCACCACCAGCAGCAGCAGCAGUACCAGCAGCUGCCCCGGCCCAAUGCCCAGCGGGCGGCCUACUCCCUGGACGCGGCCAUGGCCAAGUGCCGCGAGCAGCUGGAGGUGCAGGACAUCUACUUCCACUCAUGCGUGUUUGACCUGCUCACCACCGGCGAUGCCAACUUCACCAUGGCCGCGUACGACGCGCUCAGGGACAUGAAGGCACUGCACCCCAGAAAGGAGCGCUGGCACAUCUACCCGCCCUCGGGUGCCGCGCGGAGCCAAGCGUCACUGCUGCCUCUCCUGGUGGCGCUCUGUUUAGUUGUCACCGCUUGGCUUUAGUGGGAAAAAAAAUAAGCGUGUGAAAAAACUGUAUCAUAUUGAUUGGGCUGUUAUUUUUUUUUUUUAAAUGAUGGUACUAUGAUAAUGGUGUGGUGAAGCAAAGCAACAACAGACAAAAAGUGUUGAUGUAUAUACUGUGCACAAGAUGAGUCAUACUCUCUUGAUCUUAGUCGUGAAAAACGAACUUUCUCUCUCUUGUGACUGUACAUUUUGUGUAUAUUACUUUUUUUUUUCUCUGAAGACCUGGAUGUAGUCAUUUGUUGUGUGAAUUGUGUGAUUUUUUUUUAAUACCUCAAGAUGGAGGACGUUUUAACAGAAGCACUUUAUUUUUUAAUUUUUUGCAAGAAAAAAGAACAGCAAAAAGCAAAAAAAAAAAAAAUACACCUGAACAAAACAGUGUUUCCUUUAAGCAAGCCCAAUCACCAUGGAACAGCUUGGAACGGUAUAGAAACGGUACUAGGCCUCACCCAUAUAACUCAGCCGAACAGUUUUCAAAUACGAGUGCAAUUUGUUAUUUUUGAAAGUGAACAGGGUGGACAAACUUGGGAUCUCAGCGCUGGUAGAAUACUGCUCUUCACAGUGCUUUUGGCACGCACACAAUGUUUGACACUAACUUCACAUGUCUGGACUUCUUUGCCUUCUGAUGCAACACCUGAACAUGGUACUUGCCCGGUACAUGGUCCAUGAGUGACUACAGAGGGUUUGCGCCCCAGCCCUGUUCACUAAACGCUCCGUGUAAGAUUGAUUAUAUCUCACUCUGUUUAGAUCUACUCCAUGUUUCUAUCCUCUCUCUUUGAUCAGUGCAGCUGGCAGUUGCAAUGGAACCAACAGCAGCAGCAGCAGGAUAGCAUUGACACCUACUGAGUUUAUAAACAUCGUGGGCCCACUGAAAUUAUGCUUUUAUGACCUGAAUAUAAAAGUUGUGGUUGUUGACAGUUGUAGGAACAGCUGGCAGUGUGGGCGCGAUCAUGACGAUUGAAUAGUCUGAAUGAUUGUUGGAUGAACAUUUAUAUGCUUUACAUUGUGCAAAUACGGAUGUGUUUCAAGCUGGAUUUGCUUGACGGAUCUGGAGUCUUAUUUUAGAUGCUCUUCAGCAUGUGAAAAUCAGUAAAUAGAAGCAGAGAGUUCAUAGAGAUGACAUGUUUGGUCGUAACUCCAGAGUGAUUCUGUCUUACCAAACCCAUGUUCGUAUCAAUGAAACUGGAAUCCAGCACUAAUGAGACCGCUCUCCUCUGCUAGAUCAAGCCUCCUGGUAACAAUCCACAGUGUACAGUACAUGCAAUCAUAAGUUUGAGGGGUUUUUGUAUUCAUGGUACUACUCUUGAUAGAUCUGUGUGUCUUCACCAAUGUCUUCUCUCAGCAAGCGGCACUGACGAUCACCUUAUAGAUAUCGGACGAUUGAUUAGAUUAAUUGGCUGUUUGGUUGAUUGGAUCCCUUCUUUUUUGCUAACCAAAGACGAACUUACCUGAACAAGAGGAGAAUCACAGUGGAACACAUCUGAAGUACAGACGAAUAUUUUGUGUUUAUAUGUGUGUGCGUGCGUGUGUGUGUGUGUGUGUGUGUGUGUGUGUGUGCCUGUGUGUGUAAAUCCAGAGCAUGUAGAGGUGGGACUUGGAUCUGAUUUCUUUUAUGUUCCGAUAGCUCAUUUACAUUGAUAUGAAUGUCCUCCUCAGUGCAGCUUCCUUAGUCUGUCGCUCCCACUCUCCCCUUGCCUCUCAUUCUCUCUCUCUCUCCCUCUCUCUUUCUUUCCCUCUCUCUCCCUCUCUCGCCUGCUUAGUGUUGAGGGAAUAACAUUCACAGCAACAGCAGCAGAAACCGAUUUCUAGAGAUGGGAGACACUUAAAGGAGGGUUCAUGACAAUUAUGGCUUCCCACACUCCUCCCUGCUCUGGAGUUUGUUGCAACCCAGCAGCACCAUCUAUGAAAGGAAUUUUUUGAAGCCGGGUACGAGAUGCCAAAAUAUUCCCAACAGGGGCCACCCGUGUAACAUCCCAAACUCCCUUUUAUCACAUAAUCACCUUCUAAAAAAGACAUUGCUACUGUAGAUUUUUCUUUCUUUUGUUUUGCAACUACUGCCAGUGCUGAAGAGCUGCUACCAUACUGUGACAAGUGUAAUAGAUUGUAUUUAGAACACUGGGAGUUUGACAGGAGGUUGGUUAUCAGAAUCAGAAAUAUUUCAAUGUGAGGUGGGAUAUUUAUGACCCGAACAAGGCCUUGGAGUGCAAUCAACUGCAAAGUUAAGCCUACAUCCUGUGUUAAGCUUUCGUUAGCAUUUGACUUUGUGAUCUCUUUUUGUCGUGAGUGAAUAUGAGUUUUUGUUUUGUGAAGAGUGACUGCUCAAUGUUGAUACUUAAAUUAUUUAUAAAUGUAGUGUCUUGUUAGAGAAAGUUAAGCUCCAUACUCUUGCUGUUGGAAAAAAAAUGUUUCAGAUGUGAUUGUACUGCCACCUAGUGGACCACCAUUGUUACAUCAGUGUUUUAGUAUUGUACUGGAUGCGGUGAAGAAAAACUGAUAAAAGGAAAACGUGUGUUUUAUUUAAAACAAUA